Molecule: messenger RNA, 3210 nt
Organism: Paramecium pentaurelia
Lineage: Eukaryota; Ciliophora; Oligohymenophorea; Peniculida; Parameciidae
Source: the annotation of a GenBank genome assembly
AUGAUGUCUUCAAGUAAAUAUUUAGAAUGCUAAAAUAAUCUUUAUUAUUAAUUUGAAUUAGACAAUAUUGAUUAUAAAGAAUCAAAAGUAAUUUAGUCUUUUUUGAAUAAUGAAUUUUUAUUGUUUUAAUCAUCACUGCGUCUUAUAAUGUAUAACUUACAUGGAUUUCACUCAAUUGGCAAUAUUUAAAUUAAUAACAACACUUAAAUAUAUUUAAAUACUUAAGAUAACUACUUAUUUACAUUUAAUACAUAAAUUAUAGUCUAUGAAUUGAAAAUACCAUAAAUAUAAAUUAAUUUAACAGAUUAAUAAGUUUAAGGAAUAACUUAUGAUAUUACAAUUUAUGCUAAAUUAUAUAAUCUGACUUUUGCUGGUAUUUGUAAAAUAUUUAUGUCUAUUACUAUUCUAGAUUAGAAUGAUACAAAUAUUUAUGUAAUGUUUAAUAAAAAUUUCCCUCAGUAUAGAUCUAUUAAAGGCAAUGAAAUAAAUGAAUAAAUCUUUGUAGGCUAUUCAGGCAAAUUACUGUAAUAUACUGUGAAUACAGAUAAUAAAUAAUUUGGGUAGUUUCAUUAAACAACAUAUUAGGAAAGAUUGUUAUAAAUAAAUCAAAAAUUUACCUUGGCCUAAUUGUCUUAUUGUGUUUGCAAUGAUUGUUAAAAUGAUUAAUAUUAAGAAUAGUUAUUUUUUAUAGGAGUUACGAAUGAAUAACUAUAAAUUACUAAAUUUAUUGCCCAUUCUGAUUACUAAGUAAAUUUUACGAAUAUUACAAUAACUAUUUAAGCUAAGUAAUUAUAAGCUUCUUGUAACGAUGAUGGAAAUUUAAUAAUAGGAGUUAGUGAUAAUGAUACAAUUUAGCUUUAUUAAAUAUACCCUUUUUAGGAUAAACCCUAUUUCCUCUCCUUGGAGUUUAAGUUUGAAUAAUAAUUUUAGUAAUUUUUAGUUACGUAUAAUAAUUUGAUAACUUUGUUUGUAAAUGAAGAAAUUUAAAUCAUGACUUUGAAUUUUACUAAUUUAGUAAUCAUUAACGAAACUAUGAUUAAUAAAUUAUUUAAAUCAGACAGUUAGCUAAAAUUUAAUCCUAUUUAAAUAGCUGUAAAUACUUAAUCAUUAUCUUCAUGUUUAUUUAUCAAUAAUAUUAAUAAUGUCAUAAUUAUUUCUAUUGGUGAAAGCAAUAUGCCAAUACCAAUUUCCAUCAUAGAUUUUAAAUUCUAAAUCAAAUAAAUCAACAUUGUUAAUCAAUAAUUAGUUUUAUCCUAUAUUUGUAAUUAAGGGUUUGAUCUUUGUUUCUAAGUUUGGAGUAUACAAAAUUUGAAAUAGCCAUUUUUUAUGAGAAAUAUGACCAGUUUACAUAAUAUUAAUUACCUAUAAAUACUAUCAGAUAAAUUGUUUUAUUAUGUUUAAUUUUCAAAUUUCACCGUGUAUGUUUACAAUCCUUACUUACCUUAACAUAUGAGUUUAUAUUAUUAACUCAUUUUAUCAUCAAAAUUGAUAUGCACUGUUUAAUUAUAUUAUGAGUUUGAUUUUAAAUCUUCGAUAGGAUCUAUUUUGUAUAUUGAAAACUUUUUUAAUUAAUUAUCAAGAGAACAAAGUUUUUAGCUUUUGGUAAAUUAAUCUCUAAAUUUUUCACGCUCUUACCCAUAAAUGAUUUAUAAUUAUACUGUUACUUCUUUGUUAAAUGUAACUGCUAAUUAAUCUACACCAAAUCAAAGCUUGACUUAUUUAUCAAAUUUCACUUAUUUCUAACCCAAAACUAAAAUAAUCAAAGAUUUGUUGAUAAAGGAUUUAAAUUUAAAUGAUCGAACUUUAACUUAUCCUAUGAAUAUAAUCCUUGAUAGGCAAGCAAGUCUUUGUUAUUUUCCUAAAAGUUCUGAUGUUGAUAAAGUUCAAAAAGUUGAUAAUGUUGAUUAAUCUGAUUAACAAUACUUUACAAAUGAUGAAUGCAAUUUAACUAAUUUUGGUUACUUUACAAAAAAUAUUGAUCUUAAUUACACAUAAGUAACUGCAGUAAAUAACAAAUUUUUUAUUCUGUAAAACAAUAGUGUAAUAAGAAUUGUUAAUUAGUAUUUUGAAUUUCUUUAAUCUUACGAUUAUUCUAAUUUAAAUUUUACUGAAUGCUUGAAAUCAACAUCUUAUAAUUUAAGUUUAUCUUCAAUAUGUCAAAACGAUACUGCAUAAUAUUGGCUAACCAUUUAUUUUGACUCUAAUGGAAGUGUUAUAAAUACAUGCUUAUUGUAAAUACCUUAUAAAUUUACUUAUAUAAAGAAAAUUAGUAAUAUAGCCUUUCUUAAUUUUAUAUUAGGAUCUUAUAAUUAACAUUCUUAACAUUUUUAUUUAUUGAACCCUUUUAACAAUAGCAUCCAGCUAAUUAGUAGUGAUUGUCAAGAUUUUUCAGUAUCUUUAUAUAAUUCUAGUUUAGAUAUGAAUUAGUCAUUUUUAGUUAUUAUUUUAUACAUCUCUUAGAAUAGGGUCUAUUGUUAAUAAUUAAAUUUCAUUAAAUACUUGAUUACUUCGGGAUAAUUUGCUUUUUUUAAAUUUCUGCAUAAUAUACCGUUAGUUUAAAUUUUGAUAUUGCAAAUAAGAGACAAAUAAAUUUUCUUCCUUAUCACUAGUAUUGAAGGUGUUGGAUAUUUAUUAGUAUAUAAGUUGUUUUCGAAAUUAUAUGAGCUACAUCCUUCUAAUUUUAUCACAACUAUCACAGCUUACACACACAAUAAUACUGUACUAGUGCCAAAUUCUGUUUAUUCUAAUGGAUUUCUACUUCAAUAAUUUAAAUAAGGAAAUACCUAUAUUAUAGGAGUUUAUUACAUUCCUGAUUUACUUAUUAACAAUUUAGAAGAGCCUAUUUUGAUGUUAGGAUAAUUAAACUCUAAAUCUCCUGAAUAUGCUUUAAUUACAAAUAUAGAGGAUCGAAACUCUACAUGCCUUGCAUUAAAUAAUGGAUCAGUUUUAUAUUAUCCAAUAUAUACUAGAACAUUAAAAUGCCAUUAUAGGGAAGAUAGAAAUACUGUCAAUGUGAAUAUUGUAUGCUAGAAUGAUUUUUCAAAUGGAUCUUAUGAGAUAACUUUUAUACUUCCUAAAUUAGAUGAACCUUCAAGAAGAUGGAUUUAUUCAUUAAUUACCAUAAUAAUUUUCUAAUUAAUAGGCUUUUAUAUUUUGGUUAAAUAUAGAAUGAGAAAUAUUGGUUAUAUCAAUACAGAAAUAGAACUAUGA